Messenger RNA from Microthlaspi erraticum, 909 nucleotides. Lineage: Eukaryota; Viridiplantae; Streptophyta; Magnoliopsida; Brassicales; Brassicaceae. The record is from the annotation of a GenBank genome assembly.
AUGGAUAAGAGUCUCCAACGAUCUACUCUGCUUGUGACCUUGUCACUCUUCUUCUUCUUCUUCUUCAUUCCGUUAUCAAUCUCUGUUCCAUUCAUUGUCUUUCACGGGAUUCAAGAUCAAUGCUCCAAUCCUGAAAUAAGCAGCUUCACGCAGCUCCUUCUCAACCUCUCAGGCUCCCCUGGCUCUUGCUUAGAAAUAGGAAAUGGAGAAGAAGAUUCAUGGUUCAUGCCGCUAACACAACAAGUGAGUAUAGCGUGUGAGAAAGUGAAACAGAUGAAAGAGCUGAGUCAAGGUUACAACAUUGUUGCACAGUCCCAAGGUAAUUGCGUUGCUAGAGGCUUGAUCGAGUUCUGCGACGAUGCUCCUCCUGUCCUCAACUAUGUCUCCUUAGGAGGUCCUCAAGCUGGCAUAGCCAACAACUCCAAGUGUGAUGUGAGAUCUUCUCCAAUGUGCAAGCUGCUGACAACAGAGGUCUACACUGACUACGUUCAAGAUCAUUUAGCUCCAAGUGGUUAUGUCAAAAUCCCUACCGAAAUGUCAGAGUAUUUAAAACAUUCAAAAUUUCUGCCAAAGCUUAACAACGAGAGACCUAACCAGAGGAACUCCACUUUCAAAGAACGUUUCACCAGUUUGGACAACUUAGUCCUAGUCAUGUUUCAGGGUGAUACAAUAGUGAGGCCUAAAGAAAGUUCUUGGUUUGGAUAUUACCCGGAAGGAGCUUCAACACCUCUUUUGCCUCCGCAACAGACAAAGCUCUAUACUGAGGACUGGAUUGGUCUAAAAACACUGGAUGAUGCCGGAAAGGUGAAGUUUGUCAGUGUCCCUGGAGACCACCUCCAAAUGGCUGAAGAUGACAUAGUGAAAUACGUCUUGCCUUACAUCAAGAACCAGCCAACGUUUUCUUCUUGA